AUGUACAAAGGUAGCUGGUUCCUUCCAUUGAAUGUGAAUGCAUUUAGUCUAAUGGUAUAUUUAGGUUCCUCAAAAUUUAUCCAUCACCGUUUAAUCAAUUUGUUGAAAUUUUCUUUUGCAGAGAAUGGCGAAGCCCUCGAAGAGUGUAAGAAGAUUGAAGAAAUGUGGUUUGAAAUCGAUGUCAACUUGGACGUCAUUCCGUUACUAGAAACGUUAUUCAACAAAGCUGGACAGACUCUCAAAUUGAUCGAGCUACUAUUGAGUUGGACUGUGCAGUUAAUAAUGUCCCAUAAACUCGAUCAGAUUGGUUCCCUGUUAGAAACAAUCAGUGACUGUUGUUUAAUUGACAAAUCCAGUAGGAACUACCACUCUUUGUCAAAAUUAGCUGUGUGGUCACAAUUUGGGAAAUUGGCUCUCAAACAUGGUCUCGGUGAAGAAAAUCAACCCCUCCUCAGUUGUCUUGCUGUCUUGUCUGGUGCAGUAUUUUCAUCAAAUCAGUCAGAGGGUGCUCAGUCGUUGUUUGAAUUAUUGGUUUCACAUCCAAAUUUCAUCAAAACAAUUUUGUCAAAAUCUGAAUGUAAAGAGUCUUUACUGAAAAUAUUCUUAACUCUGGUCCGAGCUGACUAUACUUUGAUGAAGGCAAACCAUGUUCCUCUCUUUUUGGGUGCCUAUAAUGCAUCUCUCUCCACUGCUGACCAAAUAAUAUUGCAA
This is a messenger RNA of Bemisia tabaci, 711 nucleotides long. NCBI's taxonomy places the organism in Eukaryota, Metazoa, Arthropoda, Insecta, Hemiptera, Aleyrodidae. The record is from RefSeq and is a predicted model, not a curated record.